Galendromus occidentalis (western predatory mite) is the source of this 696-nucleotide messenger RNA. RefSeq names its product probable serine/threonine-protein kinase DDB_G0280717. The transcript has a single exon. Gene Ontology annotation, molecular function: cAMP-dependent protein kinase activity; ATP binding. Gene Ontology annotation, cellular component: cAMP-dependent protein kinase complex. The record is from RefSeq and is a predicted model, not a curated record. Lineage: Eukaryota; Metazoa; Arthropoda; Arachnida; Mesostigmata; Phytoseiidae. The coding region runs from base 1 to 696 and encodes 231 amino acids. Gene Ontology annotation, biological process: protein phosphorylation.
AUGUCUCUGACCCUGUCUAUGUUGACCCGGUCAAGGCUAAAUAUCGGAUGUUUUGAAGUCUUUCCCGCUAUAGCCGCCGUAGCUCAGAUAAUACUUGGACUUGGAUUCCUGCAUGCGAGCAAUGUUUGCCAUCGUGAUAUCAAGCCUGAGAAUAUCUUCGUUUUCGAAAACGAUGUCCUAAAAAUCGGGGCUUCCGGGUUCGCCCUGAGGUUCGGUGAGGGUGAAGUCUCAUACGCAGUUUGUCGAACCACAUUCUACAUGGCUCCGGAGAUGUUUGGUUGGUCAGGUUACGGCCGGAGCAUCGACAUCUGGGCCCUGGGCGUUUUGGUUUUCGAUUGUCUGUACAAUGCAGACCCGUUCUCGAAGGAGCAGCGCAGUGCGAUGCGGGCCAGACGCCGCACCGUGGAAAUACUGCCGCGUUUCCCCGCUAGCGAGAGCCGCGAUUCUCCGACUUAUGAUUUCAUAAGAAAAUUGUUGGAGCCGGGCCCCAGGUACAGACUCGGAGUCGGAGGACAAGAUUUGUGGGAAAUCAAGGAGCACCCGUACUUCCGGGGGCUCUCCUUCGCGAGCGUCUAUUCCUUCGAAACCCUGGUCAAUGCGAGGAUCCCUUCGAUUACACCCAGACCGCCCCUUGAUAGCGACUGGCCGCGAUAUGAUCCAGCGUACGACUUGAGCGAAUUCCCUCUGUUUGACUGA